Messenger RNA from Colletotrichum truncatum, 4803 nucleotides. RefSeq lists its product as uncharacterized. Lineage: Eukaryota; Fungi; Ascomycota; Sordariomycetes; Glomerellales; Glomerellaceae. Gene Ontology annotation, molecular function: chromatin binding; transcription cis-regulatory region binding; RNA polymerase II general transcription initiation factor activity. Gene Ontology annotation, biological process: transcription initiation at RNA polymerase II promoter. Gene Ontology annotation, cellular component: transcription factor TFIID complex. The record is from RefSeq and is a predicted model, not a curated record.
AUGAACCCCCUCGACGCAGCUGCGGCUGCCCCCACCGUUGAGGAGGUUGUCGCCAGCGACUCCGAAGACGACCUUCCCCCUCUCAAAGACGAACCGCCCUACCCUUACUUCGUCAUCCGACAAGACGUUGAGCUUGAGCUCAAUUUUCGCUCGAAGCGGAUCGAUGGAAAAACCCACAUCACCUUCGCCGUGGUGUCCGGCGCCCAGGUGGAAGAGCUUGCCAUUGAUGCGCGUCAAUCCGAAAUCGACGUCAAAAAUAUCACGGUGCAGAUUCUCAAGGACCUUCAACCCGUUGGUGAACCGAAAAAGGUUUCAGCAAACUACACGGACCCGUAUAAGUUACUGGAGUACCCGAAGUUUUACAACUGGAACGCCGAACAUCACGACCUUAGGAAGAUACGGAUGCGGCCCCUCAUGCACACCCGAAAGAGCGACGUGCCCGCCGAGAAUAGAGAGACGGUCGGCUGUACGCCCGUAGACGGUGCUUUACGAGUCAACUUGCGUGAUCUGAAGAAGGUCAAGGAAGAACCAGGAGCAGGAGUGCCAAAGCGUCCGACACUCAAGAUUCGGGUUUCGAGCAUGACACCAAGCUCCUUUGAGGCGCCAGAGAACGAACUGACAGGUACCCGUGAGUAUCGAGUCACGAUACCUUUCAAGACCAAACUGGUUAGAGAUGGUAUUCAAUUUGUCGGAGUAGAUGCAGGCGAUCUCAGAUACCCCCAUGCCUAUACACGGCAUUCUAUCGAGCCUGGAACUGCGUCUUGCAUCUUUCCUUGCAUUGACGAUCACGGCCAACUCUCAACGUGGAGUAUAGCUGUCAAGUGCCCAAGGACGCUGGGCGACGCUCUUUGGCAACCUCUGGCUACCCAGCAGCGGGCGAAUGGCAACACGAACGGCAACCGGGAUCGCGUUCACACCAGCCAAUCCAAGGCGGACAGAGAUUUCUCCCUUACUGAAGAAGACAAACUCCUCGAAAUGACGGUUGUUUGCUCUGGUUCGCUGACGGACGAGGUCGUGGAUCCGCAUGAUGAACGCAAGAAGAUUAUGACUUUUGAGAUGGACAAACGUGUCUCCGUUCAAAAAAUCGGUUUUGCAGUCGGUCCGUUUGAGCACGUCGACCUCUUUUCAGACUUCCGCACCGAAGAGAACGACGAAAAACUAGGCGCAAGCGCACUCAAGAUUCAUGGAUACUGCCUGCCUGGAAGAGCUGCCGAAGUCCAAAACACUUGUGCAGCCCUCGCAGCGGCAGCUGAUUUCUUUACUCUCACAUUCGCCAGAUAUCCAUUUGAAAGUUACAAGAUGUGCUUCUUGGACGACAUGGUUAAUGAUACUGUGGCCUUGCAGUCACUCUCGUUUAUCAGCACUCGUCUCCUCUUCCCGGAAGACAUCAUCGACCCAGAAGUAGACGUCACCAGACAAUUGGUGUUUAGUCUAGCAUCCCAAUGGAGCGGCAUUAACUUGUUCCCAAAUACGCGCCGAGAUUUGUGGGUGGUGAUUGGGAUUGCGUACUACAUGACCGACCUGUUCCUGAAGAAGCUCUGUGGAAACAACGACUACAGAUUCCGGAUGAAGACCAUGUCGGACCGACUGGUCAACAUUGAUAUCAAGAGGCCAUCAUUACAUGAACUUGGUCAUCUUUUGCACAUAGGAGACUUCGAGAUGGAGUUCAUGAUUCUGAAAGCCCCAUUGGUUCUUUUCAUUCUCGAUAAGCGCCUCAUGAAGGCGCCUGCUCAAACCAAUCUGACCCGCAUUAUCUCCCGAAUCCUCUACAAAGCGAACAUCGGAGAAAAACAAAGCGAGUGGAUUAUCAACACUGAGUCUUUCCAACGGGUCUGCGAGAAGAAUGCUAGAAAUAAACUAGAGGCAUUCUGGAACCAAUGGGUUUAUGGAUCUGGCUGUCCACGGUUUGAUGUCUUCCAGCGGUUCAACAAAAAGCGCCUCUGCGUGGAAAUGACGAUACGACAGGUCCAGGACAAAGCUUUAACCGAAACGCAAGCUCUGAAGAAGACAGAAUUUUUACGUGCUAUCAAGGAACGGUUUCACGGCGUGAAGGCCGACGAAACCAUAGGCCUGUUUACAGGCCCAAUGACGAUUAGGAUCCACGAAGCCGACGGCACCCCUUAUGAACAUAUAGUAGAAAUUCGGGAGGAUGCUGCAAAGGCGGCUAAGUUCGAAAUCCCCUACAACACGAAGUACAAACGGCUUAAGAGGAAGAGGAGGGCAACUGAGAAGCUAAGCGCGCAAUCAGCGGCAGACCCAGACAAUAAUGAAGAGACGCUUCUGUACUGCCUAGGAGAUGUUUUGACUGGCCCCGAGGACAUGAGAAAGUGGGAGUUUGCCGAAUGGGAACCUGAAAUCGAGAAGGCCAUGGACCAGGAAUCCUAUGAGUGGAUCCGAAUGGACGCUGAUUUUGAAUGGGCCUGCGAGAUGAAGACAAAUCUCCAGAGUUACAUGUAUGUGUCCCAGUUGCAGCAGGACCGAGAUGUCGUUGCGCAACAGGACUCGAUGCUUUAUCUAAAGAAGAGCCCGCCUCACCCGCUUGUCUCAACCUUUUUAACCAGAACUCUCGUCGACCGUCGGUACUUCCAUGGUAUCAGAACCAUGGCUGCCGAGACGUUACAUCAGCACGCCACAGAGAAGGUAUCGAUGGCAGGCAUGACACACAUUCUGAAGGCUUUCGCAGAGCUCUUCUGCUAUCCUGAUACUCAGACACCACGACCGAACGAUUUCUCGGACAAGAAGCAAUACAUUGUCCAGAGCACACUGCCAAUGGCCAUUGCUAAAAUCCGUGACUCUAGUGGCAAGUGUCCCGAAAAAGCCCGACGAUUUCUCCUGGACCAGGUGCAAUUCAAUAACAACGCCAACAACCCGUACUCUGAUCACUUCUAUGUUGCAAAGCUUCUUGAGGCUCUAGCAACAAGUCUAAUUCCAGAGAAGCGACACGACUCUGGGGACCAAAUGGACCUCGAUAUGUCACUAGAAGAGCGGAGCUUCCUUGGGGAGGCGUUGGUCGAAAUUGACAGGUUCCGCAGGAUGGACGAGUGGGCCAACUCUUACCAGAAUAUUUGGACGACCACGGCGCUCGAGUGCAGGCGAAAACUCAUGAAGGCUGGAGUCGUCCCAAAAAGCGCUCUAGAUUUCAUCCAGUACCUUCAGGACGAGACCUGCGACCUCGUACGAAUUAAGGCCUUCGAAGCUCUCGUGGACUUAGGGUAUAUGCUGGAAUUACCUAUAUUUCGUCUUAUACUAUCGGUCAUUAGCACCGACAAGUCCCCGUUCGUUCGAGACAGGCUCCUCAAUAUUUUCUGCUCCGGCCUAGCUGGUCUUGCUUUUGGAGAACAGUCUCAGCCCAAGGCACCCACUGCUGCUCCCGAUGGUGGGGACGUGCUAAUCAUGAAUAACCCGGAGAUUGAGACACAGGAGCGGCGCAAGCAAUUCGCUAGGAAGCAGGACAUCGAUGUCGCACUAGCAGCUUUACGAACGGAAAUGGAGGAGCAAUAUUCGGAGCAUGAACAAGCGCUGCAAAAAGCAGUUUGGAAGGCAAUGAACUCGGCAGUGAUUGGCCGCGCUGAAAAGAUUACGCUUCUUGAGUUGUGCGGUACCAUGUUUGAUGUUGCUGAUAGAUGGACGGUCACUCUCAACUUCCCAAGGAGGUGGAGGGUCACCCGUCCAGUCAAGAUCCAGCCAGGCAGACUUAUGGUCAACUUCAAGUCGUACUACAAGACAGGGUUACCGCAGAUCAAGCCUAAGGAAAAAGAGCCAGAGAAGGAGAAGGAGCCCGAGAAGGAGAAAGAGAAAGAAAAGGAAAAGGAGAGAGAACCGCAGCCGCAGCCGCAGCCGCAGCCGCAGCCGCUGGCUCGACCACCAGAACCUAAGCGUCUGAUCGUCAACAUGAAGAGCGGCGGCUCUGCCAAGAUCAGUAAAUCAGUGCCCUCAGCCUCUCGGCCUGUCUCAACUACACCCCGCCCUCUUCCGCCGUCGGCUGCGCAAAGUCCCAAACCAGCCUCGGCGCCUUCGCCGGUUCCUCGAGAAGCAGACUCGAUUGUUGCAUCAACAAUCAGGAAGGAGACAACACCCAAACCUUCAGUUGCGAAGCCCUCCAUAUCGAAGCCCUCGCUGUCCAAGCCAUCCGUGGUCAAGCCUUCAAUCUCCUCCAAGCCUUCCAUUUCCAAGCCAUCCGUCGUCAAACCCACGAUCUCAAAGUCAUCGGUUGCGAAACCUAUGGUGUCGUCGGGUUCGAUUUCUGUGCAACGGAACGGAAGUGCCACGCCGCAGCCUACAUCUUCGUCUGAUACGCCCAGCAGCAAAUCACAGAAGCGACCACGGCCCGACAAGGGCCCGGGGGUUGACGACGCGUCUCCGGUUUUGAAGAAGGCAAAGCUAAACAUCAGGCCCGACGGCACGAUCCCGAAGCGACGCAGAAUGUUCCGGUUUAGGCACCCCAACUUGAAGUCGAUUUUGAAGAAGGCCGGAGUGGUCUCGCAGAUGCCGCCCCUGAGAGACCCAUCGCAGAUCAAGCCUCGCAAACCAGCCUCACCGUUGACCUCUCGCGGUUCUCCUGCCGCGUCCCCGGCCCCUUCUCAGUACGAGAGCAGCAUUAUGGCAAAACCGGCUCGCAAGCCCCUACCGACAGGAUCUGGUCCAGGCUCCUCGGGGCCAGCGGCUAGUCCACCAACACCAGCGGCAUCUCUUCCACCAAAACCCCCACCACAGGCGUCUCCACCACCAGCAGAGGGCCAACCUGCUCCGAAGCGCGUCAAACUCGUCAUUAAGAAGCCAUCGUCAUCAGCGCCGCCAAAAUAA